AUGGCUCACUCGCCGCCGGCGCCAUCGCGACCUCCGCUCCCGCAGACACAGACGUCCUUUUCGCGCAACUUCAGCCCUGCAAAUGGCAGACCCAGCCCGCUUGGCCCUCAGUCACCUCCAUUAGCCAUGAACUACUCCUCACCUUCGCCUCAAGCGUUCUCACCCCAGCAAUAUUUCCAACCGCCAGCCGCGAAGAGACCUAGACUGUCACCCGAUGUUCAGUCCCCUUCUGCUCCCCAAAGCUAUCCUCCCACCCCCACUGCGCAGCCAACCACUCCAGGUGGAAAUGCUCCCGUUAAUGGUUCAGCUGGGCCGCCUCCGGGGCAAGGACUGAUGCCUCCCCCUCAACGUCCUGACAAAGCUGAAGACCGCAACUACGAGGACAUUCUAGUUGGAACUGGGAUAAAUAUUGAAGAGGAGGCUAGGAUGCUCGUUCAGAAUGACUACUUUGGCACUUCAACUCCCCAGACGGCUACUUCUGGCAGUUUUGAGUAUCAAAACAAUUCAUUUCCCCCACCGGGAUCCAGUGGAGGCGUAAGUGCCUCGCAACAAGACCAAGCAGAGGAUACUACCCGGGAACACCAACCGUCAGAAGAAGAGACGAAAGAGAGGAAUGAAGCUCGCGCCGACUGGGAGGCGUCCAGAUACAGCCAGCAUCCACUCUGGGACAUGUUUUUGUUGGGCGGAGCCCUCAAUGAAAAGAUUCGAAACAUCAGCAUCACCGAACAUCUGGUUGAUCCACAGUCUGGAGUUCUAGUCAAUACUCAAAAACACAUGCCUCCUCCUACUGUACGAGUCAAUGGGCUGGAAGGCGCCUCGCGCAUUAUCGACAAGGGGCAAGCGAUUCUCGACACUGGACAGAAGGGCGAGCGGCUUUCAGACAUCAUGAAGGUCAUCAGUUUGGCAACACGAGCUCGGAUGACUGGUUUGCUGAGCACCUCUUCAAGACUCUCUCAAGAACGUCGGCAGCAUUCUGCUGGAAAGGUACCGGAGGAAUGGCAAGAUAUCGCAGUUCAGGCCAAGCCUGCAGCAGAUAUCCCUGACGGAGCCACCAGCCCAGCAGGUAGCUCCAGUCUAAAGCGCACGCAUUCCCAAACAGGUAGCGAGUCAUCGGUACGCCCUGAGCAGGUUCCUGGACCUAUGCGUCUAAUAUCUACGUUUGAAAAAGUUUCACAGGCGGAGAGGGCUGCAGAGGAAGCACGACGGCAAAAGAGAGUCAAACGAAAAGCCGCCAAAAGAGAAGAAGCAGGCCCAACGGCGACCGGGCCCGAUGCGACGCCUGAGGCUGUCACUGUUGCCAACCUGGACGCAGAGAAAAAGACAACAAAGAAGGAGAGGAAACUAGCAGAGAGCAAAUUCUCCGAACAGCAACAGCACAAGUCUGCUAACGAGGCAGCACGAAUGGCCGUCGCGGGAUUAUUUGGCAGUCGCCUGGGCGGCAAGAAGUCGAGAACGUAUGACUGGAUGAAUGCUGGUAAAGCAGGAGCAAGUCCUGCGGCGACUCCAGGCAGACCAACGGCGUCAGGCGCUCCGUCGACAGCAGGGACACCGGCCCCUGAUCGAGCUCGGACCGCUCCGAGGGAGAAGCAGUUUGGUCAGUGGGACGAAGACAGGGACGCGAAGAUCCAGGCCCGAGAUGUCUUGCUCGUGCUGGAAAGUGACGCCCGUGCCUCACGUUCGUAUGUGAGAGGACUUAGUCUCCCCGAGAAAACUGAUUCUUGA
Molecule: messenger RNA, 1722 nt
Organism: Fonsecaea pedrosoi CBS 271.37
Lineage: Eukaryota; Fungi; Ascomycota; Eurotiomycetes; Chaetothyriales; Herpotrichiellaceae
Exons: 2
Coding region: 1-1722 (573 amino acids)
Biological process (GO): DNA-templated transcription initiation
Cellular component (GO): transcription factor TFIID complex
Source: RefSeq, a predicted model, not a curated record